AUGGAUAAGAAAUCGGAAACCGCCAAGUAUGCGCAGACAGCACAACUAGAUGAGCCAUCGCCACCUCCAUACUCAGCACGCGAUACGCAAGAAAGCCAAGUGCCGUCGCCAUACCCUCCACAAUCGUACCACAUGCAGGCCCCGUUGCGAACCCUCAAAGCCGAGUACACCAAAUGGACACUUACUGGCCUGCGUGUAUAUGACGCCACGACAUCAGAGAACCUUUACGAAGCCAAGAUUAAAUGGAUGAAAUCAAGUAUGGCAUUCACCAAGCCCGGUUCUACGGACCCAUUUGCGACGGUGAAAUUCCACACCUUUACUCCCAGAUGGGACAUUCAGUUCGAUGGCAUGGCCUCGUUCACAGUUCCGCUCAAAGGCAAGCUGAACUACAAAGGCAUGCACACAUCUCUGGCAUUACAGAAUUCCAGGUUGACAUGGAAGUGUAAAUAUCAUCUAAGCACUAUGGACCUUGACUGUCGGGACGAACGGUCAGUCAUGAUUGCUCGGAUGCAAGCAAAUGUCUGGAAAUAUAAGAAAAUAUGCAGCAUCGAAUUCUUUGACGGUGAAAGCAGUGUCCAUGGCCCCAUUAUGGAUGAGCUUGUGGUCACUGGUCUGGCGAUGCUGGAGUAUGUGUUGAUGGUAAAUCCGGGUAUGGUGUCAGGGUCAUGUUAG
This is a messenger RNA of Talaromyces atroroseus, 672 nucleotides long. RefSeq lists its product as hypothetical. Lineage: Eukaryota; Fungi; Ascomycota; Eurotiomycetes; Eurotiales; Trichocomaceae. The transcript is spliced from 2 exons. The record is from RefSeq and is a predicted model, not a curated record. Bases 1 to 672 code for a protein of 223 amino acids.